This is a messenger RNA of Rhinichthys klamathensis goyatoka, 1372 nucleotides long. It is a transcript of the gene opn6a, whose product is annotated as opsin 6, group member a. Gene Ontology annotation, molecular function: G protein-coupled receptor activity. The record is from RefSeq and is a predicted model, not a curated record. Gene Ontology annotation, cellular component: membrane. The transcript has 6 exons. Gene Ontology annotation, biological process: G protein-coupled receptor signaling pathway. Bases 150 to 1367 code for a protein of 405 amino acids. NCBI's taxonomy places the organism in Eukaryota, Metazoa, Chordata, Actinopteri, Cypriniformes, Leuciscidae.
UUGUGUAACGUCACGUCUGCCCGCUCGGUAUUGUUAACCGGAUUCUCUCAGCAGGAGCUCUCUCUGUAAGAGCCACUCGGGCGCUACUCGGAGGAGCUGCUGGGAGAGUGUGUGUUUCUUCAUGCCGGUUUGAGUGCGCAGGAGUCGGUAUGUCUGUGCAGAAUAACCCACUUCAGGUGCACAACAUCCCCUGGAGGAACAACAACUUCAGCCUGAUGAGCCGAGACCCGCCGCUGUCCGACCAGGGAGAGACGAUCAUCGGCGUGUACCUGCUCAUUCUGGGCUGGUUGUCGUGGUUUGGGAACAGUAUCGUGAUCUUCAUCCUCUUCAAGCAGAGAUCGUUCCUCCAGCCCACCGAUUACCUGACGCUGAAUCUCGCCAUCUCUGACGCCAGCAUCUCUGUGUUCGGAUAUUCCCGAGGAAUCCUCGAGAUCUUCAACGUGUUCAAGGACAACGGAUACCUCAUCACAUCUGUGUGGACGUGCCAGGUGGACGGGUUCUUCACGCUGGUGUUCGGUCUCGGCAGCAUCAACACACUCACCGUCAUCAGCAUCACCAGAUACAUUAAAGGAUGCCACCCGAGUAAAGCGCACUGCAUAACCAACACCACUGUGAUCGUGUGUGUUAUCUUCAUCUGGAUCGGAGCCUUGUUCUGGUCCGGCGCGCCAAUCCUGGGCUGGGGAAGCUACACAGACCGAGGGUACGGCACCUGCGAGAUCGACUGGGUCAAAGCGAACUAUUCCACCAUCCACAAGUCCUACAUCAUCUCCAUCCUCAUCUUCUGCUUCUUCGUGCCCGUGCUGAUCAUGCUGUUCUCCUACGUGUCCAUCAUAAACACGGUGAAGCGCGGCAAUGCCAUGUCAGCGGAGGGCGACCUGACCGACAGGCAGCGCAAGAUCGAGAGGGACGUCACCAUCGUGUCCAUUGUGAUCUGCACGGCGUUCAUCCUGGCCUGGUCUCCGUACGCCGUGGUGUCCAUGUGGUCGGCGUGGGGUUUCCACGUGCCCAACCUCACCAGCAUCUUCACGCGGCUCUUCGCCAAGUCCGCCAGCUUCUACAACCCGCUCAUCUACUUCGGCUUGAGCUCCAAGUUCCGCAAGGACGUGAGCGUGUUGCUGCCGUGUAGAGGCGACGGGAAAGACACCGUCAAACUCAAGCGCUUCAAAAAGAUCAAGGGGAAGGCGGAGGGGGCGUCGCCCAGGAGACCCGAGGAGCAGCGCGAGAAGAAGAGCCGUGCAGGAGGAGAGCCGGCAAACCCCGCCCCCAGCCUUCGCCCCGAGACUCCGCCCCCUCCCGGCAAACAGGUGUACUUCAUCACCGCGCCCGAGCCGUCAGACACGCCCGAGUACGAGUGCGCCAGACUGUAGAUCAC